AUGAUAGAAUUAGGAUCCUCACAACUAAAGCAGCAAGGAACGAAAGUAACGUCACAACAAAAGCAGCAGGGAACGAAAGGAACAACUCAGUCAAACAACCGUCCUACCGGUGCAAACAGGCCAACUGUUCAGCCAAACAACCGCACUACAGGUGCAAACAGACCAACUGGUGCAAGCAGGCCGUCUGUUCAGUCAAACAACCGCCCUACUGGUGCAAACAGACCCACUGGUGCAAGCAGACCGACUGUUCAACCUAACAACGGCCCUACUGGUGCAAAUAGGCCAACUGGUGCCAGUCGGCCGUCUGUGCAACCUAACAACCGUCCAACUGGUGUAAACAGACCGACAGUUCAACCAAACAACCGCACUACCGGUGUAAACAGACCGUCUGUGCAACCUAACAACCGCCCUACUGGUGCAAAUAGGCCCACUGGUGCCAGUCGGCCGUCUGUGCAACCUAACAACCGUCCAACUGGUGUAAACACAUCAUCAGUUCAACCAAACAACGGCACCAACGGUGUAAACAGACCGACUGUUCAACCAAACAACCGUCCAACUGGUGCUAACAGGCCGACUGUUCCGACAAACAACCGUACUACCUCUGGAAACAGGCCUUCUGUAUCACGUCCUGCAACUCGUCCUCCAGUGCAACCAAGUGUAGGCUCAGUCGUGUCUUACAGCUGUCCAAAGGAAUGUAGCUACUGCCAAUCCUUCGUAAAGUCGUCUACCUGUAUGGCAUAUGAUCAGUAUGGACAAAUAAAGCAGAGGUUUUUGUCAUCCCUUCCACGGAACCUUGUUGAGGCUUAUAAUGAAACAUCAGAUAUGAAAACUUUUAUUGUGAAUGCAAAGAUGGCGUCCUGUGAAGGCUUAACGUCCUACAUGACAAUAUGGGCAAAGCUGUCACCAAGGACUAAACAGAAGAUAAAGGAGUUCCUCAACGACACCACUUCUGUCACAGCACGCGACAUGGCCACAUUCCCAAAGGAAAUAUACGCCUCGUUACAGUCCAACCUGGAGAAAGUAGUAUUCAGCACCAUGAACCAGGCACAGAAAGAACUGGUCUGUGACAAGCUGAAGUCUGUUGACUGUCUGGUUCGCGCGGCAAUCCUCAGGAACCUCGACUGUUCAACUAUAUUGCUGCAGGGUGGAGGCCAGGGUCUAUCUAAGACAGACCUAUUAGCACUUGUUGAUCUUACCAACUUCACAAACUGGGACGACGCCGAGUGGAACAAAACUCUAUCGUACUUCGCUGAACUUUUGACAUAUACACAUUUUGAGAGCGUACCCAUCGAUGUUCUUAUCGACAACAUGAAGACUUUGAUGCCUUUUUGUGGAAAGCUGUCGGUAAAAGUAGUGCAAACUAUUGCCAAACGGACACAGGACAAAUUGGUGGCGAUGAAAUCACAGGCGACCAUUCCUGCCAACAUUAAAUCUGAUUGGAUGGACCUUUUAAGUAAAUGCGGUGCAAGUCCGAACUUUUUUGACGGUGUAUUGGACGUUCAGGAGGCAAUGUCAUCAGUGGACAUGAGUAAGACUGACCCUAAGGAUGCAAUGAAAUACAUGGAGAAGAACAGCAAGUCUCUAGAUGUAACUGUCAUGGACAAAGACCAAAUUGUUAACUUUAUCAAGGUUCUUGCGUUUAAUAAAACCCGAAUGAUGGAGUUAAAUGCGACAGCGUUAGAACUGGCUGCAUGUGACAUAUGUAAAAAAGCAUCAGAUCUAGGAAAAGCAGACUUGAGAAUGAUCACCGAGGUUAUACAACGUAAGCUGCCAACAUUCACCGACCCAACAACCUUUGACGCCAGCAAACUGGAAUGUAUCGGUUGCAUGCUGCCUUUCUUUCCUAAAGCAGCAUUUGACCAGGUGCCACCUGCAGCUAUGCAAGGAGCUCUUACUUCGGGAGACAUCAAAAACAUGACUUUGAAAUCUAGGUCAAAGGGAGACUUCAGCAGCGAUGACCUUGAGAAGAUGGGUUCAUCGGUGUUAGCAUUGAAAGCUACAGAGGUGAUUAAUGUACCAGAUGCCUCAUUUACCGACAGUGUGGUAGCCUCUCUGGACACUGCUCUCAAGAGUGGAGAAAUGCAAAUAUCUAAAGCCGUCAAAGCAAAGUUCAUCCAAAAGAUGAAGAGUGGUGCUGGUCUUGGAAAAGUUUUGGAAACUUCUCUCGCCAAGGAGAUUCCCAUAUCAGACCUAGAGGAGGCCUCUGUAUCGGAUUUUGACGACCUGGUCGGAGAAACCAAUGAAAGUUCCAUUGAAUGUAACACAAAGCAGGCAAGGUUUCUGAUGAAGAAAGUGAAGACUGUUGUCGGAGAUGUAACUUCAACCAACACCAACUUUACCCUGAUGAGGAUUAGCAAAGAAUACGUUUCAGUUGAAGUAUUGUUAUUGACUUCAACUAAAUCAGGAUCACGUAAUAUUGUUUUAGAAUGA
Mizuhopecten yessoensis (Yesso scallop) is the source of this 2430-nucleotide messenger RNA. RefSeq lists its product as uncharacterized. The transcript has 12 exons. NCBI's taxonomy places the organism in Eukaryota, Metazoa, Mollusca, Bivalvia, Pectinida, Pectinidae. The record is from RefSeq and is a predicted model, not a curated record. Bases 1 to 2430 code for a protein of 809 amino acids.